Bactrocera latifrons is the source of this 7930-nucleotide messenger RNA. RefSeq lists its product as uncharacterized. Gene Ontology annotation, biological process: actin crosslink formation; plasma membrane organization; positive regulation of actin filament polymerization. Gene Ontology annotation, molecular function: protein binding. Bases 2670 to 6245 code for a protein of 1191 amino acids. Gene Ontology annotation, cellular component: cytosol; nucleoplasm. The record is from RefSeq and is a predicted model, not a curated record. The transcript has 13 exons. NCBI's taxonomy places the organism in Eukaryota, Metazoa, Arthropoda, Insecta, Diptera, Tephritidae.
AUUAACAAAUACACUCUUCAAAAAAAUAUUGAAAAAUAAGUUUCAACUUAGCUUAAAGAGUAUUCAAUUUGGAAUAUGCACAUAAAAGUCAAGAUAAUUUCGUCACAUAUGCUUAAGAAGCUCCAGCUGCGUAAGAGUGUCAAGCUUUACAAUACGUAUGAAGAAAACUGCGCACUCUGUAUACUCCGUACAUGCAAUAACAAAGCAGACAGAGUAGAAAAACAUUUAAAUUGAGGAACGAAUUGCAGCUGAGCGUAGAGACAUUUAAGAAAGAAACUAGAGUCUAACGGCAAUCAAUAAAGAGGCUUGGGAAACAAUAAUUUGGAAAUAAAAGCCAAAUAAAAGAGAAGAAAUUAUAACUGAAUAAAAUCACAUUAAACGAAACAUAAAUUGGGGGCAGAUAAGUAAUUGCUGUGGGAAGAUGUUGAGUCUUCAAGUCAAUCCACGGGGAUUAAAAAUGCCGUUUCUUUCAGAAACAUAUACGUUUUUUGAAUGAAGAUCAUUUUUAAGAGUAAUAUAAGGAUUUUUUUAAACAAAUUUUAAUAACCUUUUUCAUAUAUGAUUCCUUAUAAGAAGAUGUGUUUUAUAGUUUUAAAGAUCGAAAUGACACAAAAACUUACCUUACCGACGUUGAAAUACAAUUCUCACAUAAAAAAAAUAUAACUGGCCCACUCAUGGCAUAUAAACGCACGUACGCGUGAGGACUCCAGCCAGAGCUCAAACAAAGGGAGAUAACCUCAAAAAGAAACGAAAAACUCCCAACUUAUUAUAGCAAAGUAAAGCGUUUCAGCGUUAAGCUUACAAAAACAGUAACAACAGUACUACACUGCUGUGAGCGAUUACUAAGCAAUGGCAGCAACAAUGCACAUACAAGUGGAGCAACAUGUGUGGCUGACAAGUUGUGAAUUUUGUAGCAACAAUGCUGACAAAUGUUGAAAGAUGAGUGAUUAAAAUGUCACUUGAAGUUGCGCAGCAGUUAGUCGCCGUGCGAUAAGCAGCACUUAUAAAACAACAAGAAGAAAAGUGCAAAAAAUAUAUAAAAAUGGAAAAACGAAGAAGAAAAGCUGUAAAAGAAGUAGAAAACUGAAAAUAAAGAAUGGAAUAAAAAAUUUGGACGCAUGCAACAGCAACCGAAAGCUGUAUAACAACGACAGCAAAGAAACGAUGAUGCCACAAGAAAUCUUGCGAGAAAGAGCAAAGCAAAAUGUUAGCAACAAUACUUGCAUUAGUAACAAACACAAAACUAAUAAAUUAAUCAUUUCAUUCAUAUCUAAAGGCAUCCGUCACCGGUUGACUGACUGCUGCGCCGGCUCGUUGCUCUAGUAGAAUACGCUCAACGGCCAACGACAGCCAGCAACAACAACAUUACGCAGCAGCAGAAGCUGGUGAUGGCGACAACAAUAACAAAAAAUUAUAGAACGGCAGUAAAAAUGUGUAGCGUGAAAAAAUCGAAUUUUUAUUGAAACGCUGGAUUGGAGUUGGGUUGCACUGACUGAAUUGGACAAGCUGAAAGACAGAAGACCGGAUUCAGUUCAAUAGUCAUUGAAUAACUGACUGCCAUAUUGUCUGUGUCUGCGUAUGUAGCUGCCAGCGAAGAAAGUUUACAGCGGGAGUGGUAUACUUGUAUCUAAGAGUGAAAAGAAAAUGUGUAUAAAAAUACGAAGCAUUGUCUAAAUGUGAUCACAAUACGAGCAAAUAGUAGAGAAAAAUUUGACUCUUUCGCACUCAUCACUUCCAAUUACCCAAAUUAACUGCACUAAUUAAUGAUCGUAAAACUUAAUUAUUUGAAAGAGAAAUUGUUUUCAUACAAAAACAAUAAUAAGUGAAGUGAUAAAAUCAGUAAGCAAUACGCAAUUUGAAAGGUAGACCCGAAUAAGAGAAAAUUUCGCCAAACCAUCAAGUUUUUUCGGACAGGCCCAUAAAUCAUAUAUCGUUAAACGUAUGCAGAGAUACAACAACUAAAAAAAAAACAGCAACAAAAAUAAAUAACCACACCACAACGUUUAUUGAACUCUCUUUGCUGCAUUUUUAGGAAAAGAAAAACUUCAUUAAAUUGGUAGUCGCUUUUUAUGCCCAGUUAAGGAAAUAAAAGUCAAGCGCGCUUAAUAGCCAAGGUAGCGGCAGCAGCCUUAGCAGCCAACGCCGCAACAGCAACAGCAUCAAUUACAACAACUACAACUUUAAUAAAAGCAACAGUAAGAAAUGCCUCAAGCGCUUCAGCAGAAAGGCCAUCGGUCUACAUCGCUGCAGACGGAAAUCACAGCAGCGCCGGUGCACGACUUUCGAAAGUGAAAUAUGCACAUACAAGCAAACAAAAUCGAGCGAAAAAGCACAUGCAACACAUAAGCACAAAGAAAGGGAUACAUAUAUGUGCGUGUGUAUGGAAACCAACUGAAAGUGAAUUUAUGUUCCUCAAAAAGGCACGCAGUGAACUUGCAAACAUUUAAUACAGACAGAGUUAAAUAGUGCAAUAAUUUUAGGUGUCACUAAAUGUUUGUUUAUAUUAUUUUAUGGUGCACACACGUUUGUCGCGAUAAUUUAUGUUUACAGUUUUUUAAUUAAAUUAGGUUUUAUUUUUUCGUGCGUGUUUUUGGCUCAUAGUUGGGUGUUAGCAACAAAAAUUACAAUAACAACAAUAAGGAAUAGCGGUGCGGGUGAAGGCAGCAAAAAUGGAGUCCGAAGAAAUAACCAAAAUGGUGGACGGCGUUUAUAAGAAUAUAUUAGAGAAAUUCAAUCCAGGGGCACGCCAACUCAUCUCCUCCGGCAAAGGUUAUUUGAAAGCUUUGCAUGGUGCUGCAUCUGCGUCACGCCUUUUCAAUGAAGCAUUAGCCAAGCUGGCAAUGAAUGCACAACAAAGUGGAACUAGCGAUAUUGGUGCGGCAUUGAUGAAUGUUGUCAGCGUUUACAAAGAAAUUCAAGAGCAACAAAUGAAUAUUUUGAAAGCUUUUUAUGUUGAUUUAUUGGUGCCAUUGGAAACAAAUUUGGAGAAGGAUACAAAAGUUGUUCAACAUGAACAAAAGAAAUUCUUACAACAGCACAAAGUACGCAUGGAGAGUUAUCAGAAGGCCGUUUCCACAAUGAAGAAACAGCGCAAGAAAAAGGCCAGUCCAGAGAAUACAGAAAAGGAGUUGAGAAAUUUACAAAUAUUGGAAGAUCAAAAGAAGAAGUUGGACGCAUUCUGCGAACAAAGCUACAAAAAUGCCAUGACACAGGAGCGCCGUCGGUACGGUUUCGUGCUUGAACGUCAAUGUUCCAUAGCAAAGCACUGGAUGGCCUAUCACAGCACUGGCAAGUUGGUAAUUGAUAACAAUUUGGAAAAUUGGCAAGAAAUUGCUGCUUCACGUGAAGUGAUACCAGCGGCGGCAGUAUACGAAGCGAGCGGUAUGUACGGCACUGCCAGCACCGGCAAAAGGAUGGAGCGUCUCAAAGAUGGCGAGGAUAUGCAUGCUGUUGGCAAUUCGUCUGCUUCGCAGCUUAAGAAAUCACGCAGUGUGGACGCGCCCUACGGCGAUAUGCGUACCUUACAUGAGAGUAAUAUCAGUUAUGCGCAAAAUUCGUUGCCGCGCGCUAAAUCCGAUUUCAAUCUGACAACUACAACGAACAUGAACGAUCAUGUCGAUCACGGUCAGUGGGACCAACGUCCCGUCGUGAAGGCGCUCUACGCCUAUAUGCCUUCGGGCGAGAAUCAGCUGCCCUUCGAGGAGGGCGAUCGCAUAGCUAUGGUCGGCAGUAAGGCUAAAGGUUGGCAAUUCGGUGAAAAUUUACGCACGCAAAUGUUCGGCUGGUUCCCGAUCGCCUACACCAAUGCUGAGGGCACGGGAGAGCGUGAAAAGUAUCGCGCGAGCGAACGCCAUAGCGAACGUAGUAGCGACCGUUAUGAGAAUGUGCAUUACGAGCGUAAUGGUGGUAUGCGCAGCAAUUACCAUGAUCAAUAUAUGCCUGAGGCGCAUAUGGAUCCUGCCAUGGAGAGCGAUUCAACAUACCGCCGACGUAAUAAUAGCGCCGAGGAAUCAUCGCCGACACGCAUGUUCGGUGACACUUUCCGAAAUCAAAAGAAGUACCGUGCAACAGCUGGCAGCAAUCCACGCCCCGGUCCACCACCAACACUCCCUGCACCAGUGCCAUCGAAUAGUCAGAGUCAAAGUGCCAGUCGUAUAUUGAAUACAUCGCAGAGCUUUUGUGGCGCUUCCAAUGGCAUACCAUCUGUGGUGGAGCGACGCAAGCAGCACAAACUGCAAAAUGGCCCACAAGCCGCGCAUAAUCGUUCCAUUCUUUCCGCCAAACAACAGUCCACAUCGAUGAGCGCUGGUGGUAGUCAAAUGAAACCCGCCGCGGCAGCUAAGACUUCAUUGCAUAGCAGCAAUGACAGUGGCUUUGCCAAUGAGCCGCCACCACAACCCGAAGUCGACUACUCGGAUGAAGAACAAACGAGUCGUGUGCCAAUACGCCGCCGUGCCGAUACCAAUUCGCACGUCUCACGGGAUGUUGCUUCGUGGACUUUGAAUCGCAAUUUCCGUAACAGUGUCGAUAGUCAGAUCGAUGAUAAGAGCAUGCACGGACUGAGCCGACGUAAUACGAAGAUGCGUUACGAUCUUAUUGCCAGCGAUGAUGAAAUACUGCAGGCCUCAAGUAGUGGCAUAAAGCGAACUAAAUCUUUUUGGAAAUUCGGUGGACGCCACGAAGAUAUACUGGCUGGUAUGUCGCUCUGGCAGCAUCGGGAUCUAGUGGCGGCACCAAAUAUGGAAGAAUUGCGCACGAAUAGUCCACAGCAUAAGGAAAAUGGACAUGUGGAACACGAAGAUGACGCUGAAGGCGUACAAGAGCGAGAGCAAGAGCAUGGACGCGAGAAUAUACGUAAUACAAACGAUAAGAACGGCACGUUAACGAAGUCGCAUUCUAACAACUCAACAUCAUCGGCGGAAAAGUACCGCAACGACAGUGUGACCAGCAUGGAAGCAUACGAUGAUGAUGAGAAUAUAUAUGGCAUGAGUCCAGUGGUAAAACGUGAGAAUAUAAUUGUACAGAAUCGCAACUCGAUGCAAUCAAAUGCAACUACAAUGCGUGCCGAAUACACACCGAAAUCGCGCAUGAAAAUUAUGAAGACAAUCGAAAUCGAUAUCGAAAAUCCAACAGAGAGCGAACGCUUGAGCACAAUCAAGCGUGGACAAAAGGAAUAUCAGAAAGAAUAUCGCGAAAGCGCCGGUAUGAUGCCACAAGUGAAUAUGAGUAUGCGCGCUAAUACGCAUGCGCGUAAUGAACAUGAGAGUAAAAGCAAGGCUGGCAUGAGCAUGAGCGGCAUGCAGUCGUCGCGUAAUAUGUUGAGCAACAACCAUAAGAAACAUCAGACGAACAACGUGGAUACGAACGCUGGCAAGCAUGCAAAUCUACAACAGAUGAAAUCGAAUGGCAGCGGCAGUCAGACGCAAACGCGUGCCAAACCACAAGAUUUUCCACACUCCACAGAGGAUGAGGAAGGCGACAGCGAUGACAAUGGCACACUCAAAAUGAGUGACGUUAACAACUUCUUCGACGAUAUCUCACAUGAGAACACCACUGGCGGCAUGAUUAUGAAAACAGUUAAGCGCAAGGACAUACUGAAGCAAUACUACACCAGUGAGGAUGAGUCUGACGAUAUUGAGAUUAAAUCCACAAGUUCGGAUCCUUAUGACUGUAUUGUGAUCAACGAUCAUUUGGUGCGUAAAGAUGAGAAGCAUCGUCGUCAACUGCACAACUCCUAUCAGGAGCACCAAAUGGAAUUUCAAACAUUUCGCGCCACCACAACAUCAGCCAUGCCACAAAGUAACAACAAGAAGAAUAAAAUGAAUGGCGUUGAGCAACGUAAAGGCAGUGGUGUAGCAGCGAGUACUAGCAAGUCAAAGAAACAACAGGAGCUGCAGGACAAUGAACGUGAGCGUGAGCGGGAACGUGAACGCUACAGCAUGAAUAACAGUGCCACGCUGACAAGAAACUCGAAUGCGAACGCGAAUGCGGCGCUGAACACACCGACUGCUACGAUACUGCCGCGCACGCGUCUCAUGAAAUCGAGCAAUAUGACAAGUAUGACUUUGGAACGCGCGUCUAAAAAUAAAACGCGCGAAAAUAGCCAUAUGAGUGGUAGUGGGGGUGGUAGUGAAAAAGAUAAAAAUCAUUAUGGUAAAACUUAUGGACCGUGGUAUGAUUUUUGGGAUCAACAAGACCAGCACACGCUUGUGAGCCAAAAGUCAAUGCAUAAUGGCAAAAUGUGAAAUAAUCAUAUUUUGAAGCGUUUAAAGGAGGGUUUUUUAGCAAUACUCUUAUAUUGGUAUUGGUAUUGGUUGCAUAAAUGUAUACAUAUAUUACGUUGGUUAUUAGGAAUGAAAGCGUUAGAGCGGUGUAAAAAAAUUAAUAAUUAAUUUGUAAAAUUUAGUAAUGUUAUGUAUAAAAGUUUUGCAACAAUGUUGACCAAAAAAAUGUUGCUAGCGUUUGUGAUUAAAUUUUGGCAUUUUUGUUUGUAUUAUGACAAAGGUUGAAAAAGUUUUGCAACAAUGUUGCACAAAAUAUUGGUAUGCUUCAGUUUUCGUAUUUCUUUUUGUUUUGUGAUAUGUUUUGAAACUGUAUAUUCAUAUAUUUAUUAUUUUUCAGCGAAAAUUUCUAAUUUUUUGGUGCGAGAAUAUGCAAAAUUUUAGAGCAACAUUUUUAAAUGCAUGUUGCCAGCAUCCUUUUUGUAAAUAUUUGUUAAAAAUAGCAUUCAUAGCAUUGCAGUGGUAUAGAUAACUCUAAAUUCCAAACGGAUAAUUUUCUACAACAGAAUUUGUUUAACUUUUAGUUAUAUUUUUAUAUCUUAAACAAGGCAUAUUAAGUUUGCUUGUCUGUCCUUCAAUUUCACAGAUAUCGAUCUGACAUCCUGCACACGUUGGCGUUCUCCCCAAAAUGCUGCUCAUUUGUUCGAGCGGCUGAUAUCGAAUCACUAUAGCUGCCAUAUAAACUGAAAAUUCAAAAUCAGAUUUUCCUAAGGAAUCUUUUGUAUUUGUGAAGCCUAUUAUAGUUUCAGUACAACCGUUUUUUUCUUGGGUUUUAUUCCUUAUAGCUCGGUAGUGUGGUUAUUUCUAAAUCAUAUGUUGCUAGCAACAUUUUCUGAUACUCGCUAAAUAUAUUGUAGCGCAGUAUAUAUGUAGAUUAUACAACUCAGAAAGUAAUAUUUUAUAUCUAAGCUUGUAUUUUUGUAUCAAAUACGGAUAUCAAACUCAACUAAAAAAUAUGCUCCGUUGCCACGUAAUAUUCCGGAAUAUUCACAAAAAUAUAUGCCAAUUAAGAAUAAUAUGAGGAAAUGCCAUAAACAGCGUUGAGCGCCUAAAAUCAUGCCACGCAUAAAUGAUUACCAUGAAUGAUUUUGUAUAGCACAAAUUUUUAUUUUUUUUAAAUUUAUUUUUUGUUUGCAUUUUAUUUUUUGCAACCAAAUCUUGUAUUGAUUUUCAUAAAAAUAGUGCUGAUUUGCUACUGAAUUAUCGUGCUAUCCAUACAAAUAUUCAUAUAUAUGCAUAUUUUGUUUGUAAGCCAUCUUAAAUUUUUUUCAUAAUUCAAAGUUGCUUAAACUCACUCAUUUAAACACAAAAACAUUUUCAAUUCAAUAUGUAAGAAAAAUGUUGCUAACAUGUCAGAAAAUUGUAUUUAACAUUGUAUUGUAGAUAACAAAAAAGUAUUAAAUUCCACUUUAACUUCAACAUUUACUUUCAUUUGCAUAAAUUUUCGUUGGAUCCAUGCAUCCUCAAAUAAACCUAAAUUCGUUUAUCUAAUGUGCGCUUAUUUCACAUAUAAUUGGCUACACAUUUAGCAUCAACAUAAACUAAACCCUUUGUGAAUUCUUUAUAUUUCCUUUUUCUAUGUGUAUUUCUAGAAAGGGUGGUGCCUACCGCAACAUUUACAUAGACUUCUAGACCAAGUAAUACAUAAA